AUGGCCUACCAGCGUCCCACGACACCAUCCAGCGUGUGCAUCACCAAUUCAGACACCUCUGUCACCAGUACGCCGGCUCAGAAGGCAGACAAAUCUUGCACAAUGGCCCCAGGUCGCAACAUCGGAACAGCAUGGUUCGGUCUCAACACGCCACCUUCUUCCCAUCCUUCUCCCUCUCCCUCCAUUCGCAGCAGCUCGAGCAAUUUGUCCAUCACCAGUCUCAAUGGCGAACAGCCAUGCACCACCGGCCAGCUGCGCAUCAUGGAUAACGAGCUUGUCCGUGCCCGUCAAAACGGCGAGAUGCCUCGUACAUCAGCCUCUCCGCUAGAUACACAGGCCAUGAUUGAGGACUACGGCUACUUGACUCAACUUCGGGAGAUCCGAGGCGACGUCACUGCUCCAGCACCCGAUGCAUACAAGACGCUCAAGGUUGAAAUUGCCAGAAAGAUCCAGGAGAGGGACUCGGCCAGCAACGACGAAGGGAUGCGACAAGAAGCUGCCCGUCGCGUCAACAGCUACCUCAAGUCAAUCGAGAAGGAGAGGGACUUUUUUGAUGCCGCCACUGCCUCGACACCCAGGACACCUUUUGCGUCUGGAAGCCAUUGCUCGAGAUCCUGCAGUUCCACUCGAUCAUCGCAGGUUGAUGCCGAGACCUUUGGCGAGGAGAUCUUGUCGAUUGUUGGAGAGGUUGCUGACCAGACCAUUGAUGAUGCCACCGAGCCCCUGAGAAGGCAGGCUGAAAAGCUUCAGCAGCUGGCUGUGGCACUGUAUGGCAGAAACGAUGCGUACGGCAAUCACAACGACACGCACAGCACUCACAAUGACAUCCAGGGCUUCCACAAUCUACAUCUUGGGCAGCUUGUGGGAGCCUCAUCACAAAACCUGGCUCUGCUGUCAGGCAUCAUCACACAGCUCUCUGACCUGGCCAUGAAUUUGCCCACCGCAAUCAACCAAGUCGUUUCACAGAGCGUCUCUCAUCAUGUUGAGCAGCACGUCGACGUCGCCCUUGACAACGUCAUGAACGCACAGCAACAAGCCAUGAUGGCACUUGUCGACAUGGACAACAAGCAGAAGUCAUCGAUUGACUACGACCUUCUCGCAUCCAAGGUUGCCGAUCAUCUCUCUGCACAGACAGCUCCGGAGAAGCCCAAACAGCAUGACAAGCUUCGACGUCGCCUGAGGAGAGUCUUCAACCGCUCCUAA
This is a messenger RNA of Emericellopsis atlantica, 1203 nucleotides long. RefSeq lists its product as uncharacterized. The record is from RefSeq and is a predicted model, not a curated record. The transcript has a single exon. Lineage: Eukaryota; Fungi; Ascomycota; Sordariomycetes; Hypocreales; Bionectriaceae. Bases 1 to 1203 code for a protein of 400 amino acids.